UCAGUAAGGGUCGAAGCAGUCGUCGAUUACAGCGUUAUAUAUAAGAUGUGCACAGCUUCCUCAGCGUAGUACGUUUUGUUUAUCGUAGGACUACGCAAGCAAUACAUAUACACAAUAAACACGAUGGGAAAAUUUCUGAUCCUUGUUCUUGCCUUAGUUGCCGUAGUAGCUGCGCGUCCAGGCUAUGGCGGUGGUGGUCAUGGUAGUCAGGGCCAUGGAGGAUUCGGUGACUCUGGGUUUGGUGGAGGUCAAGGGGGCGGCCACGGGGGUAACCAAGGCUUAGGAGGAGGCAGUCAUGGAAGUUUUAGUGGACACGAUUCCGGAUUUGGUGGGGGUCAUCAAGGAGGUGGUCAUAAUGGAGGAUCUGAAGGCAGCCACGGUGGCCUUGGAGGUCAUCAAGGUGGAUUCGGUGGUGGACACGGCGGAUCUGGACAUCAAGGAGGCUUCGGAGAUGGCGAAGGACGUGGCAUCGGGGGUGGACACGGCGGAGGAUAUGGUGGUCAUUAUUAAAUUUGACAUGGCAGGAUUUAAUUAAAAUAAAUUUUCCAAUUUA
Messenger RNA from Pieris rapae (cabbage white), 553 nucleotides. It is a transcript of the gene CPG18, whose product is annotated as holotricin-3-like. The transcript is spliced from 4 exons. The record is from RefSeq and is a predicted model, not a curated record. Bases 124 to 510 code for a protein of 128 amino acids. NCBI's taxonomy places the organism in Eukaryota, Metazoa, Arthropoda, Insecta, Lepidoptera, Pieridae.